UAAAGCGCAUGCGCCGUCGUAUUCCAGAUCUUUCUGACUGUGCUGAAGUCAGUGACCGACGGCUUAGUUUUGGGUUUGUGUUUAUAAAGUACGUGGACGAAGUGUCAUUUUGCUGAUAUCUUGCCAAGGCACUUGUUUAGGACAGCCUGUAUAAGCUGCAGCCAUGGUGUGCAUUCCGUGCAUUGUCAUUCCUGUCCUGCUGUGGGUCUACAAGAGAUUCCUGGAGCCUAUCAUCUAUCCUUUCAUUUCACCAAUAAUCAGUCGGUUUUGGACCAAGAAAGCUGUCCAAGAGACGGGCAGUGAUGGCCAAAAGGUUACUGAAAAGUGUAAUGGAACAUGUAAGCCUGAAAGCAAUGGUCUGGUCACCACAGAUGGAUCUUCUACAGCAGCAGAUAAGAAGACUGACUGACAUCCUUAAAUUAUUGUAAUGUUCUAAAACACUGUAAAUAUUUCAAUAUAUAAUAUAGACUCUAUAUUGCA
Molecule: messenger RNA, 480 nt
Organism: Thalassophryne amazonica
Lineage: Eukaryota; Metazoa; Chordata; Actinopteri; Batrachoidiformes; Batrachoididae
Gene: c21h18orf32
Product: UPF0729 protein C18orf32 homolog
Exons: 3
Coding region: 164-409 (81 amino acids)
Biological process (GO): positive regulation of canonical NF-kappaB signal transduction
Source: RefSeq, a predicted model, not a curated record